AUGGCGAUGUUCCGGGUGUUGGCGAAGAUACACGAGCUUCUCAUUGUUUCCAGCCUCAGCACUAUCAUCUUUAGUGUUAUUCGCGUGCAGCUUUUAUACGGCACCGGUGUGCCGCUGGGGUUGCUGUGCUCGGGUUUCAACUUCCCGCAGAUCACUUAUUUCUGGUCCGAGGAGUAUUGGGGCUCCAUGAAGGCUCCUAUACCCCGUCGCACGCUGAUUCCCUUUGCACUCCUGCUUUCUACAGCUGGGCUGGUUGCGGUGGCUGCCGUGCCCGCCUCUGCUAUUCUCACGAGCCCCCGAAUGCAAGAUUGGGUUGCCGGCACGACUUCUUUCUACGUAAGGGGCCUGGCCGACGAUCUCCACCCAAGCCGAGUUGUCGGAUCCGAGUCUACGAUGAAUGCACUAUGCUUGAACACGAGCGCGAUCAAUCUAUCAACUUGUCCAAGCAGCGGGUUUUCGUCUUUGACGGCGUAUGCCAUCAACCAGCAGACUAUCAAAAACGGAGAUAGCCUUCGCCACCCCGGACUGUUCUGUCACUGGACAGUCUCUGGCAAUGUCCGUGGCCUCGCGUGCCAGACCUCGGUUCUGGCCCCGUGGAUCCCCAUCACGAUGUACCAGAACCCCAUCUACGGCGACCGGCUGCAGACUAUCGAUUCUCUUGAUUGGACCCUCAAAUACGUCAAUGUGGCGGAAUACAAGUACAAAUCCGGACAGUCCGUGUCGAUAAGGGCAAAGAUCCCCGUCGUGCGCACCGCCUGCUCCCAGGCACAGAAUGUCUCCAGCGGCGAGACCGCGGUAAACCUUCCUAUACUCCCAGAAUACUCCUGCUGGGCGGACGGAAAUAUUGGUGGCCAAGCAGGGCACGUCCCUACCGUCACUCCAAACCACCAAGCUAGCAAGUCGAAGCCGUGGGACGACUCUUGGCUCGCGGCCCUGUCGCCACCGUUGAACGAGCCUUCAACCCCUUUAGCUUCUAAUUUGUCUAGCAUGACAACCUUCGAAACAAUCCUCCACAGCUCCGCCCUAAUCGACACCCCAGCCUGCCUAACCACCGCCACCGACCCAGCCGCCCUCUGGGACUCAAUCGUCCCCGGCGCCCCAAACCGCACGCUCUUCCUCGAAUGGCUGACCGCCGUCCUAGUCAGCGUUACGGGCUAUCCAAACACGGCACGCCCGGACUUCCACGCCCGGAUCCUACGCGGCGCUAAUACACUGAACCCGCCUUCCGGCUUUGACUCCACGACUUUCACCGCCGCGAUCACGAUCCAGGGGCUCUCUUACCAGGCGCGGCUCGCGACGGACUACCUCUCCAUCGCGGUGCUGCUGGUGCACGCUGUGCUGGCGCAGGCGCUGGCGCAGGCGCAUAUUGUCUAUGUGCUGCGCGCGCGGCGGUCGUCGGUGGCGUGGGGCACGGUGACGGAGCUCGUCGUGCUAGCGUAUAAUUCGCGCCCUGUGGCGGCGGGGAUCGAGUGCUUGGAGGCGUAUCGGAGGGUUGUUGUUGUGCGGGCUGCGAGGGUUGUCGGGUCUGCUGGUAGCAUUACUGGUAGAGGCGGAUUGGAUAGUGGUCACAAGCAGGCCGAACUCAUUCUUUUACAAGACCAUUAG
Molecule: messenger RNA, 1605 nt
Organism: Hypoxylon fragiforme
Lineage: Eukaryota; Fungi; Ascomycota; Sordariomycetes; Xylariales; Hypoxylaceae
Exons: 4
Coding region: 1-1605 (534 amino acids)
Source: RefSeq, a predicted model, not a curated record